AUGGCGUUAAGGGAAUCCAAGUAUAUCAACCAACGAGUUGAAGCGGCUAUUCUGCAGCUUGGUGCAUCCGGUUCUGUGUUAUCAGGAUUCUUGGCCGACCGCCGGUACUCUCGAAGACUUUCGACAUUCGAGGUUUGCAGAUCUGCGUUGCAGUGUGGCGCUUGGAAAUUUUAUCAUAUAUUCAUCAACUGCGCUGUUGGGGGACUGGGCGUAGGGGCAUUAAGUAUGCUCUCACCAUUAUACAUGGCUGAAAUCAGUAUUCCCGAAUUACGUGGAUCUCUCAUGGCUUUGGAACAGUUCGCCAUCGUUAUGGGAGUCGUAUUUAAUUUCUGGUUCGGGUUCUUCACGCGUUUAAUACCCUGCUCAGCGUCUUGGCGGACACCAUUGGGUAUUCAGAUCGUUCCUGGGCUUAUGUGCUGGAUGUCUAUUCCUCCCUACGUGUUGGUUCUUCAGGGUAGGUAUGAAGAAGCUUUAGCUAGUUUUGCAAAGAUGAGACGGCGAACGCGCACAGAAGCCAAGUGGGAUUCUUUGAUUCAGAUUGGGCUUUUAGAGAUGUGCGCUGAAGCCACUCUUCUCCAGAGAACGUCUCCCAAUGCCGACGACCUAAAUAUCCAUGGAAUCCUCGGAGAUCUUCGAUCUUGGGGAGCGCUGUUCACAAAGUACCGACGGAGUGGCGUGAAAGCAUUGCUAUACUAUGGUCCGAAUCUUAUGAAGAGUAUCGGACUAUCAGGAGAAAAAAUCACGCUAUUGAUUACGGAGGAAGCCAUUGUUGAGAGGAAUGGACUCUUCCUUUUGAAGAUUGAAGAACAGGGUAUCGUACGGGUAGGCAAAACUUAUUAUUUUCGGUCACCAUCUUCUCAUAUGAUGCUGUAUACGGGAUACGGGCAUCCCUAA
Messenger RNA from Guyanagaster necrorhizus, 894 nucleotides. RefSeq lists its product as uncharacterized. Gene Ontology annotation, biological process: carbohydrate transport; transmembrane transport. NCBI's taxonomy places the organism in Eukaryota, Fungi, Basidiomycota, Agaricomycetes, Agaricales, Physalacriaceae. Gene Ontology annotation, cellular component: membrane. The record is from RefSeq and is a predicted model, not a curated record. The transcript is spliced from 11 exons. Bases 1 to 894 code for a protein of 297 amino acids. Gene Ontology annotation, molecular function: carbohydrate:proton symporter activity.